UUUCCACCUCCGCCCCGCGGGGAGAAACAUCACUUUUUUUUUUUUUUUUUUGCAAUUUACGUUUGGUUUGUCGUCCAUUUUAAUAAUUGCGGAUGUUUGUGGGAAUUGUGGACUUCGAAUUAAAUUACUCUGUUUAUACGGGCAGGCUAGCCGUAUGGCCUAACUCAAUAUAAUUCUAUAACUCAGAGGAACAGCCGCAACAGGGACGAUUUCAACACCUCCGUCCUGACAGUCCGUCCUGCCUCUCCCACCCCCCCCUCCCCCUCGCUUCCUGUUUCCCCCUCCACUCUCCACCACCACCUCAGACACCCUUCAAAAAUGCCUACGAUCCCAUCUCCAGCUAUAACCCUCCUCUCCCCUCUCACCCCGCCCUCUCUCGAACGGACCUGGCUCACAGCCCCGCACCCGCGCCUCCCUUUCGUCGCAACCUGCAGUGCCGACAAAACCGUCCGCAUCUACUCACUGCAGAACUUCACCUUACUCUCGACGAUAUCUGGCGGCCACAAGCGCAGCGUGCGCAGCUGUGCAUGGAAACCUCUCGUAAAAGGCGAGAGCGUGUUGGCGACGGGGAGUUUUGACGCGACAGUCGGCGUAUGGAGGCGGUGGGAUGGAUACGGGCGUGGAGGUGAUGAUGAUCGGAUGGCUGUGGUGGAGGCUGGUGCCGGAGCCGGAAGCAAUGACAGCAACGCCUACGCCGACGCCGACGCCGACGCCCACUCCAACAACGAAGAAGAGGACGACGAGGAAUGGCGCUUCGCCGUCCUUCUAGACGGGCACGACAGCGAGGUGAAAUCCCUCUCCUGGUCCCCCGCCGGCGCCCUGCUGGCUACCUGCUCGCGCGACAAGUCUAUCUGGAUCUGGGAGGAUCUGGACGAUGGCGAUAAUAACUUUGAGACCGUCGCGGUUAUGCAGGAGCAUACGGGCGAUGUGAAGUGGGUAAGCUGGCAUCCGACUGAGGAGUGUUUGGCGAGUGCGAGUUAUGAUGAUACGGUCCGGUUGUGGAGGGAGGAUAUUGAUGAUUGGGGCCAGGUGGCGUGUCUACGGGGCCAUGAGGGUACGGUGUGGUGUGUCGAGUGGGAGUCUGGUGAGGCGGGGUGUACUGUUCCUGUUUCUGCAAGUGGUGAUAGUGAAGAUGGAGGAAGAGAAGAAGACGCCGAUAUAACAGAAACGCGCCGGAAACAAUGGAUUGAACGGCGUACACUUGCCGGUCCCCGGCUAGUCUCCUGCUCCGACGACCGCACGAUUCGCAUAUGGGAUAAGCAAACUCGCCCUCCUACAACCGGCCAAAACACCGGCCCCUCAUCAAUGCCCAGCAUAAUCCGCCCCGCCGAUACUGACGAAAAGUGGCUUGAGCAGUCGCAGUUACCAUCGCGGCACGAUCUAUCCGUCUACUCCGUUGCAUGGAGCAAGCGGAGCGGGCUGAUCGCGUCGACAGGCGCCGAUGGGAGGAUCGUAGUAUACCAGGAGCGAUUUGUGAAUGUGGAGAAGGCCGCGGGGGAAUCUACAGCCACAGAUGCGAAUGCAGAUAUGGAUACCCCCUCGUCGCCAGCAGAUAAUAUAGAGAAGAAUGAUGAUGAUAUUACGCAGGCAAAGGGACAAGAAGCACAGUCACAACCAGAACACGCAACUAACCCGCGAACAGAAUGGCAUGUCCUCGCUAUGAUCGAUGCUGCACACGGUCUUUACGAGGUUAAUCAUAUUUGCUGGGCGCUGCGGGCUGAUCGGGGGCGAAAGGAAGGGGAGGAGGAGGAGGUGCUAAUAAGUACGGGUGAUGAUGGCUGUGUAAAGGUUUGGAGGUUGGAGAGAUGAUGAUGACGAUGAUCAAUAGACUAUAACUAAUGCAUGCAUAUGUAUUUUGUUAUGUUCAUCUCUCUCUCCUUUGACAUUUUCAGGUCUGAGUUUUGAUCACCAUUGGAUUUUGCAUCAGUUGGGGCAUAACUUUUUAUGUUCUUAUAUAGAUCAUAAAAAUGUGUCCUGGGCGAUUUGGAUUCGUUGAUUGAUUAUAUAUAUCCUUAUAAUCUAUGUUGUUUUUUAAUGUCUGAUUAGGAAACGUUUCCACAUUCCACCGCUCCCCCCGAUUGGCAAAUUAGAUAGAAGGGGGAAUUUGUAUCAAUCCCACAUGCUCUACAUCCAGGCAUGUUAUGCAUUCUGAUGAACUUCGCACGUAAUAAAUCUCUUUCAAAUGAAUCGAUGCAUCAGAAAUAUUCAAGAAACCUUAAAGAAAUAGCUAGAUAUCCCUGCACAACAACACCUUGCUUCGUACGAGAAUGACACAGAGCUAGGAAAAAAGCAUAGCAGCAAGACAAGACAUGAAGAUAAUAUCGAGGUGGAAUCAAGAUAUAUGCCUAGGUAUGUAUCCAGUAAAAAAACAGAGCGCCAAAAUACGACGUUAUAAAUGGUGGAAAUCACAAACUGAAUGCAUAGCAAAAUAUAAGAUGAGCUCUAACAAAAGGUUCCCGAACACCCUGCAUGUAAUAAUAAGCCUAGCAACCCAAAAAAGAAAAGAAAAGAAAAGAAAAGAAA
Messenger RNA from Blastomyces gilchristii SLH14081, 2523 nucleotides. RefSeq names its product WD repeat protein. Gene Ontology annotation, cellular component: cytosolic [4Fe-4S] assembly targeting complex. Gene Ontology annotation, biological process: iron-sulfur cluster assembly. Lineage: Eukaryota; Fungi; Ascomycota; Eurotiomycetes; Onygenales; Ajellomycetaceae. The coding region runs from base 319 to 1809 and encodes 496 amino acids. The transcript is spliced from 2 exons. Gene Ontology annotation, molecular function: protein binding. The record is from RefSeq and is a predicted model, not a curated record.